Gongylonema pulchrum is the source of this 987-nucleotide messenger RNA. The record is from the annotation of a GenBank genome assembly. Lineage: Eukaryota; Metazoa; Nematoda; Chromadorea; Rhabditida; Gongylonematidae.
AUGGAUGCUGCAAAGGACAGUGCACGUUUGGAGGACAAGUGGGCGCUGGUGCCUGCAUUCCUACGGUGGAAGCAAAAUUUUAUUAUUUUCCACACUUGGAACAUUGCUAUUGCUGGGGUUUUUUUGUUUAACCGGGUCCUCUUGCUCUUGCAGGUUCGUGGCCUGGUGAAGCAGCACAUAGCGAGCUACGACUACUUUGUGAAUACGGAAAUCAAGAAGAUUUUGCAUGCGAACAAUCUGAUCACAAGCGAUGCCAACCCGUCCUUCUAUCUCAAGUACAUUGAUAUUCGGGUCGGAAUGCCGUCGAGCGAGGAGGGCUUCAAUGAAAUCAACGAUCGGAUAAGCCCGCAUGAGUGCCGCCUUCGUGACAUGACUUAUUCGGCGCCAGUUGUUGUUGACAUUGAAUACACACGUGGCAAUCAGCGUGUGCUCAGGAAUGGCCUUGUUAUCGGUAAAAUGCCUGUGAUGCUGCGCUCCAGCAGGUGCAUCCUCAAAAACAUGGGUGAAAAAGAAUUGGCUAGGGUGCAGGAAUGUCCGUACGAUCCGGGCGGUUAUUUUAUUGUGCGUGGAUCGGAAAAAGUGGUCCUCAUACAGGAGCAGUUAUCCAAAAAUCGUAUAAUGAUUGGCCGAAAUGGUAAAAAGGAGCUGUACUGCGAGGUGCUCAGUUCAACACAGGAUCGGAAAAGCAAAACAUAUGUUGUUAGCAAGAGAAAUCGCUACUAUCUUCGCCAUAAUCAACUUUCCGAUGAUGUUCCAGUUGCCAUUAUCUUCAAGGUAAAAUUCCCAAUGUCUUUUAGGCUGUCAAAUCAGGGUUUUAGCAACGCAACUGAAAGAAUGACCCCACUGAUGGCCUUUAGGCAGAGUUAUCCCUUCGCUGCCCUAGUUCAUUUUUUUUGGCGAAGAAGCGAACCACUUACAGCCUUGCCAGUGAGUGGCUGCUGGUGGCGCGUACGAGCACAUGGGUUGCUUUCGAUAACCUCUGCUUGA